GUCAUCCUGACAGCAGGGAAUUCAGUGCUCUUUGAAGCAGAAGGAAAAUCUCAGUUUCUUGAAAUCUUACUAAACUCUUUCCUCAUCCUACCUACCUACGAACUAUAUUUCGAUUCAGUCUACACCUAACAUCGUGCCUCUAAUCUGAAUCCUGAACCGAACGCCAAAAAGUUUUACCAAAAGAACCGCCAGAGCUCAAAACUCCAUCUUGCUUUGAAACUCCAGUGAAAUGGCCAAUUCUUGCGGAUCAACAACCAUGAACAGCGUGCUGGCAUUGGAGAAACAGCUCAUGGAGAAGAAUAGAUAUCUGGAUCUAAUCAUAAAAGAGUGCCAGGAUAAGCCUAUGGUCAAAACGAGUCCUGUUUUUAAGCAGCGUUUCGACUCCCAGGAACAAGUAGAGGACCUUUUUAUGGCCCUGCAACAACAUGUCAAUUCCAUCCGAAAACUAACUUCACAUUGUCCUGCAGUGCAGUCCCUUGAAAACGGAAUUGAGUCUUUGGAAAAUGGAAUUGAAAACCAAGACAUAAAAGAAAUAAAAACGGGCGUCACGCCGCCGGUCUUAGAAAUUGGCAAAAAGCGACGUUUUUGGAACUGCAAAUAUUUGAGGGACGACUAUAUCGAGCAAUUUAGGCGUAGGGCGGCUCAAAGAGCCGAAAUAAAUAUGAAGCACUUGAAUGAGGCAAAUGAGAUGUUUCUCAGAACCAAAAACAGGCGCAUAGCCUACGAAGGCGGCUUAUUCAAGAAGCUUCUCUUGGAGGAAGUCAUGCCGAAGUCCAUCCAUGUCAUAGAGGAGGUACAAGUCAGCACCGAGCUAACUCCGCUGACCAAGGUGCAACAGGAUCGGCGGGUGGCAUUGUCUGAGGGUCCGCUGAAGCAGGUAAUUGUGACCAAGUUCAAGUUGGACAUCCAUCGCAGCGAAAUCAAAAUCCUGACUGAAGGCGCCUGGCUCAACGACGUAAUAAUUAACUUCUACAUGAACCUACUGGCCGAGCGAUCGGAGAAGCGUCCUGGUCAGGUGCCCAGCGUGUAUGCCAUGAACACUUUCUUCGUGCCCCGCCUGCUGCAGAGUGGUUUCGAUGGCGUCAAACGCUGGACUCGCAAGGUGGAUCUCUUUAGCAAGGACAUCAUACUUGUGCCUGUUCACCACAGCGGCGUUCACUGGUGCCUGGUCGUAAUCGAUUUGCGUGCAAAAACAAUGCUGUACUACAAUUCAAAAGGCGGCGGCAAUCCGAAGGUGAUGCGUGCACUUGAAAAAUAUCUGCGUAUGGAGUCGUUGGACAAGCGGGAGCUACCUCUGGACACCAACGACUUUCGCAUCGAGCAUGCUCGGGAUGUGCCGCAACAGGACAACAUGGACGAUUGCGGCGUUUUCACCUGCAUGUUCGCGGAAUACCUAACGCGGGAUGCUUCAAUAACGUUCUGCAAGGAUGACAUGAACUAUUUCCGUAUUAAGAUGGUUCUGGAGAUUGCCGACGGCGAGCUGUGGCAGUAGUCGUUCUGCUAUAGAUUUUAUAAGACUUUAUUUCUUACUUAACUUUACAGUUUCUAGCUUACUUAUUUAUAAGUUGAGCGGUCUAUACAAUAAACUAAAAUCGAAAAUAG
Messenger RNA from Drosophila santomea, 1602 nucleotides. RefSeq names its product sentrin-specific protease 1. The transcript has a single exon. Gene Ontology annotation, molecular function: deSUMOylase activity. Gene Ontology annotation, cellular component: nucleus. Gene Ontology annotation, biological process: protein desumoylation. NCBI's taxonomy places the organism in Eukaryota, Metazoa, Arthropoda, Insecta, Diptera, Drosophilidae. Bases 230 to 1492 code for a protein of 420 amino acids. The record is from RefSeq and is a predicted model, not a curated record.